Molecule: messenger RNA, 3416 nt
Organism: Coregonus sp. 'balchen'
Lineage: Eukaryota; Metazoa; Chordata; Actinopteri; Salmoniformes; Salmonidae
Source: the annotation of a GenBank genome assembly
UUCAACAGUCUGAAGUGCAACAGUCUGUUUUCCUGCACUGGAUGGGAGUGAUCCUCCCACCUAGUGCCCCACCUGCAUUGUGUCCCUCUCUCUCCUGAUUCUCUAGUAGAGACAUUGUCACCCCAUAGUCUGGCAGCCUGGCUGCUCACCUACAUGUAUAUCAAUGAAGACCCCAUUUGGGAAGACGCCAGGGCAGCGCCCCAGAGCUGAUGGGGGUGAGAUACACUCACGCCUUGUGUACAUGAAUGCAGCCGGAACAUUACACAUGACAUAUAGCCUACUACACCAUAUGAGUUUUUAAAGAUAUAAGUAUGAUACAGUAAUAUACAGCGCGUUGAAAGUAUUCAAACCCCUUUAGUUUUUCAACAUUUUGUUGUGUUACAGCCUGAAUUUAAAAUGGAUUACUUUGAGAUUUUUUGUCAGUGGUCUACACACAAUACCCCGUAAUGUCAGUGGAAUUAUGUUUUUAGACAUUUUUCAAAUUUAUAAAAAAAAUGUACGCUGAAAUGCCGUGAUUCAUUUAAGUAUUCAACCCCUUGUUCACAAAAAUGUGCUUAGCAAGUCACAUAAUAAGUUGCAUGGACUCACUGUGUGUGCAAUAAUAGUGUUUAACAUGAUCUUUGAAUGACUACCUCAUCUCUGUACCCCACAUACAAUUAUCGGUAAUGUCCCUUAGUUGAGCAGUGAAUUUCAAACAGAUUCACCCACAAAGACCAGGGAGGUUUUCCAAUGCCUUGCAAAUAAGGGAACCUAUUGGUAGAUAACAAAACAAACAAAAAAACAUUUAAUAUCCCUUUGAGCAUGGUGAAGUUAUUAAUUACACUUUGGAUGGUGUAUCAAUACACCCAGUCACUACAACGAUAUAGGUGUCCUUCUUAACUCAGUUGCCGGAGAGGAAGGAAACAGCGUGGCCAAUGGUGACUUAAAAAACAGAGUUUAAUUGCUGUGAUAGGCGAAAACUGAGGAUGGAUCAACAACAUUGUAGUUACUCCACAAUACUAACCUAAUUGACAGAGUGAAAAGAAGGUAGCCUGUACAGAAUUAAAAUAUUCCAAAACAUGCAUCCUGUUUGCAACAAGGCACUAAAGUAAUACUGCAAAAUAUGUGGCAAAGCAAUACAUUUGUUGUCCUGAAUACAAAGUGUAAUCUUUGGGGCAAAUCCAAUACAACACAUUACUGAGUACCACUCUCUAUAUUUUUAAGCAUAGUGGUGGCUGGUAUGCUUGUAAUCGUUCAGGACUGGAGAGUUUUACAGGAUAAAAAAAUAAACAGAAUGGAGCUAAGCACAGGCAAAAUCCUAGUGGCUUUCCACCAGACACUGAGAGAUUAAUUCACAUUUCAGCAGGACAAUACCCUAAAACAUAAAGCCAAAUCUACACUGGAGAUGCUUACCAAGAAGACAAUUUAUGUUCUUGAGUGGCCGAGUUACAGUUUUGACUUAUAUCUGCUUGAGAAUCUAUAGAAAGACUUGAAAAUGGCUGUCUAGCAAUGAUCAACAACCAACUUGACAGAGCUUGGAGAAUUUUAAAAAGAAUAAUGUGCAAAUGUUGUACAAUUCAGGUGUGCAAAGCUCUUAGACUUACCCAGAAAGACUCACAGCUGUAAUCGCUGCCAUGGGUGAUUCUAACACGUAUUGACUCUGUGAAUACUUAAAUAAAUUUGAUUUCUGUAUUUCAUUUUCAAUACAUAUGCUAGAAUUUCUAAAAACAUGUUUUCACUUUGUCAUUAUGGGGUAUUUAGAUGAGGGAGAAAAAAAAAGUGAUACAUUUUGAAUUCAGGCUGUAACAACAAUGUGGAAUAAGUCAAGGGGUAUGAAUACUUUCUGUAGGCAGAUUUUUUUUGGGGGGGAGAUAUUUCAUGCACACGUUUGUUUGUAAUUUUAGGGAAUACUGGGGUAUCUGCAAAUCUGAUCAAGAAGAAAAAUUCCCACAAGUAAGUUCUCAUUGUGUAGACUCGGCAUAAGAGUUAUGAAAAGGUUGGCUUACAAACAGACAGAUGUUUUGAUAGAUUGAUUUGACAUUACAUACUGCCUUUCAAAUUGGGGUCUCUAUAGGAAGCAGAAGAAUAAUGUUGGUCCAAGCAAGCCUAUUGCCCAACCCAGACGAAACAUAGUGGGUUGCAGGAUAACUCACCAGUGGAAGGAAGACACCAAGCUGUCCCAGUGGAAUGGAACAGUUCUCGACCAAGUCCCUGUCAACCCCUCUCUCUACCUGAUCAAGUAUGAUGGUUUUGACUGCAUCUAUGGACUUGAGCUUCACAAAGAUGAGAGGGUGCAAGGCCUGGAGGUUUUACCAGACCGAGUUGGUAGGUAUUGUGAAGACACAACAAAAAUCGGCCUUGCUCUGCCGUAAGCAUAUUACAUUUGUCUGUUCAGUAUGAGUAUGUUAGAACCAACGCACUCGUGCUAGAUUUGUAUUUGAUCAUGCAUACCUUUAUAUGUUACAAAUUGUAUUUUCAUAACCAUAUUUGCUAUUCAUUUGAAACUGCUCUCUGUAAUGCAGCUCCAGCUCGCGUCAGUGAUGCCCAGCUAGCAGAAACCAUGAUAGGCAAAGCAGUGGAGCACAUGUUUGAGCAAGAUGAAGGACCAAAGGAGGAGUGGAGGGGCAUGGUGCUAGCACGGGCUCCCAUUAUGAACACAUGGUUCUACAUCACUUACGAAAAGGACCCUGUUUUGUACAUGUACCAGCUCUUGGAUGACUACAAAGAGGGGGAUCUCCGGAUAAUGCCUGAUUCAAGUGAGAGUCCAUCAGAAAUUAUAUUUUGUGUUUACACUGUAGACAUUGUUUAAUGUCUCUCUAUUUCACUCUUUCUUUAAAAACAUGUAAUUCUAAGUAGUAUUACUGUAGAUACAAUCAUACUACAUUAAUGUAUUCAACCAAUUAUCUCACUAAAGCUUGUAAUAUUCUAUGCUUUUGCAGAUGACUCGACCCCAACAGAGAGAGAGCCUGGAGAAGUGGUGGAUAGUCUUGUUGGCAAACAAGUGGAAUAUGCCAAAGAGGAUGGCGGCAAAAGGACUGGCAUGGUUAUCCAUCAGGUUGAUGCCAAACCGUCUGUGUAUUUCAUCAAGUUUGAUGACGACUUUCACAUCUACGUCUACGAUUUAGUAAAAACGUCUUAGUGCAUUGAGAAAAUGAUUGAUUCACAGACCAUGGCAAAUGUUCUCAGGAUUUCUUUGAGACAUCAAUCAGUUAAAUGGACAAUUCCUUCACAGGCUGCGAAUGUGAAACUUGUCGUUUCCUGUGUCACUGCUUCCAAUGCGAAAGCUUUUAGUGUACUUUGUUUGAAGUCCACUUUGAUUCUAAAAGAAGAGACCUCUGCAGAAUUCACCAUGUCUGAACACUGUUCAAUUGGGCCAGACACCAGGAGACAAAUCAACGUUUUUCUUAACGUGAAAGAAAAGUGAGAAUUUUGUGUAU